CAUUAUUUCAGAGCAAUGGUGGUUAUGAAUUUGACUAUGCCUCUGUUCCUUUUCUUGCUGAAGUGUCUAAGGUCUUGAUUAGUUGGGCGGCCCUCAUUUAUUUAAAUGUUCCCAUAAAUGAUUCUUUAUACGAGUAGUAUUUUUAUUUCUAGAGUAGUUUAAAAAAAAGCCAACUGACAUAAUCAUCGGAAGAUCAUCGCCUGCACAUUUCUUUGGCGUGGCUAAAUGGACAUGCCGCCGCCGGAAGGAAGGUCGCCGAGACGGGAAAUCCAAGGUCCCCGUCCGGCCCCUUUAAAAGUCCGCAAGGAGUCUCAAAAGAUAAGAAAACCUCCACUCCCGUCGUCGGCGCCGCCGCCGCCGCCACUCAUCAUCUACACGGUGUCCCCCAAGGUCUUCCACGCCAACCCCAACGAGUUCAUGUCUCUAGUGCAGCGCCUCACGGGCCCACCUCCCCCCUCCCUCGCUUCCAUAUCCUCCUCCCCUUGCGGCGGCCGCGGCGGGGCGGUGUCCCCCGCCGCCUGCUUCGCGUCGUCGGCCGCCGGAAUGACGAGGCAGAGGGAGAGGCGUGACGUGGCAGCAACGGUCGGCGAGGGUGUGGGGAUUGUCGGCGGUGAGGUAGUGGAGAGGAGCGGGUAUUCCCCCCCGGGGGUAUUAUCGCCAAAUCCCGCUUCCCUCCCGGCAAUACCUCCCGGGCUUUUCGCGCAGCCAUCGUCGGAUCACCAAACGCCUAUUGGGACGUUUCUGUCGGAUUUGAUCAGUCCGCCCGUGCUGUUGCCGGGUACCAGAAACUACCCGGACGGGGGUGUUUUCACGCCGAGUCCUUCGUUUCUGAAUAAUUUCAUUUCGCCCCGGUUCAUAUUAUCUCCAGGUACCCCAUCUUUCGACCUUUUCAACAAUCUCCUUGACCCGUAAUCACAAGAAAGCCAGCCAGCCAGCAGGGCUAAUCAAUUUAGUACACGAAAUUGACAGAAUUAGAAAUUCUCAAAUUUUAGUUCAUUUUUAGGGCUACCACUUCCAAAACUACAUAUUUUUGUGCUAUCAAAUAUUAUAAUUGAAAUCUUUUGUCCCAAUUUUAAUUUCAUAGUUUAAAUUUCGUGUUCCAAGUGGAGCCCAACUCAUGAUCUCUUUGAUGAGAGGAUAUGUGGGAGAUGCAUGCAUGAUGAUCCAGAUCUGAUGAGGAGGAGGACUAAUGUGGAAUUUCACACAUGUAUAUUGUAUAGUACGAGCUCCUUCUCAAACACUACUCAUUCAGUUUGAAUUUUUUUGACUCAAUCUAACUAGUUAAAUUUUGGUCAUCAAUUACUUAAAAAAUUACAUUGCAUAUU
This is a messenger RNA of Cuscuta campestris, 1325 nucleotides long. NCBI's taxonomy places the organism in Eukaryota, Viridiplantae, Streptophyta, Magnoliopsida, Solanales, Convolvulaceae. The record is from the annotation of a GenBank genome assembly.